GCGAUACUGGGAACAGGAUUAAACAUUUAAGCAAAAACCAACUGGAGGGGUUAACCAAAGUUAUUUGUUCAGAAGAAAUAGCGAUACUAAAAACAACAUUAAACAUUAAAGCAAGCUGGUCUCCUUGGCGUUGUCCUGCAUAGCUUGGUUUUCAACUCUCAGACUUGCAGGUUCAACUCCACCAUCAGGGACCAAAUCCAAAGUCUCCCCUAAAAUACCAAGACCGGUUGCAACCGACCCAAGCAUCAAAAGAUUAAGUAGUCGAGCGGUCGUGUGACUUGAGCUAGGUGACAUUGCUUCUGCUUUAGAAGAAGAUAUAAAUUUCUUUUUACAACGUAAUGGCGCGUUUUCAAAUUACAGUAUCACUCUCCAGCUUCAGUUACUAGGACAGCUUGACGGUGGUGGCCAUUUCCAUUGCAGUGUACUGCCGUGGUGUGCGAGGCUAUCUCCUCCAUUGACAAAGCCACCGUAAAUAUAUUUCUUCAAAGGUUUUUACGCUGCCCCAAAACUGCAAACCUGGUAUCAUUCCAAUUUAGCUACCUCGGGUGAGGGGAAAACGGAGUUUCUUUAACUUUUCAAGGAAGUAUUUGCGUUUGCUUGCACUGAAGGAUUAGAAAUGGCUUUAGGUAUGAAGGAAUGGAUAGAAAAGAUACUGGAGCCGCUGAAGAACGAUGGUGUAACAACAAUCGUUCUUGAUGGUAUGCGUGGAGCAUGGAAAACGUGGACGGCAAGAGAGAUAAGCAUGAAGAGAGACUUAAUCCAUGACAUUCUAUGGGUGUAUCUGAAUAAACAAUAUGACAGCAGCUCUCUACUUAAGAACAUUGCCGGCCAGCUAUCUCUAAUCUCUAUUCCUGAGGAAUAUGAUGACGAUGACGUCAAGGUGGAGGAGGAGAACAUGAGGUUGGAAUUGAAACAGAGAAUAGCCAUCAAACUUAAAGGAUUGAUAUCCGCAGCACAUAAAGAAGACAAAUAUUUUCUACUAAUCCUGGAUGAUGUUCCUUACGAGCGGUCUGUGAAAGACAUUAUCUCAGAACUGAAGACGCUGCCGGGUUUGAAUGAUAUGAGUUCUUUUAAGGUUUUAAUAACUAGAGAUGAUGGUGACAAAAAGCGCAACGCAGAGGAGAAGCGCACCACAGAGGAGGAGCACGGAGCAAUUCAGACCAUCCACACAAACGUAGAUCAAUUGUCUACAGAAGAGUCAAAGCUUUUAUUGAAAGAAAAUAUCAAGAAAGUAUUUUCCGACUCUCCGGGCUUUGAAAUGUUAUCCAAGGUGAUUGUGGAGAUGAGAAAGUCCAUGCCUAGUGAAAUCAUCGCAAUGGCAAAAGCAUUCAACUCUGUUGAACAUAUUGGUUCUGGGGUUUGGUCAUUGGAAAGUGUUUCGGAAGCAGCAGCUGAUGAUGAGAGAGCUGCAAUAAAUCUGCUACAUCGUGCUUGGUAUGACACGUUGCCAAGCGGUGUUCUGGCAGACUGUUUUUGGCAUAGCAUGCAAUUUUUCAGCAAUAAUGUCUGUCUGCAUUACAAAGAGUUGAUCACUCAUUGGAUAAUGGAAGGGUAUGUCGGAUGCAUUGAUCAUAUCGAGAAAGCCUAUGAGCAAGGACAUUGCAUUCUGAUGGAGCUUAUAGAUCGUGGCAUGCUAAGACGCCAGGAGAAUAAUAUCAUGGGAGGAAUCUUUUCAAGUAUAGCUGAUCACCGCCGUCGUGGGUUUACUGGGACUGCAAGCCUGGGAUUGGUUAAUGUGUUUGCAAAUUCCAAGUGGGAAGGUCUUGGGAGGCUCACACACACUGAUGGUAUGAUAAAAUCGCCGUGCAGUGCUAAAACCUGGGGAAAAGUCUCUACACUUGUGAUGGAUGGACGCUGCCUCAGUAGAGAAGUCCCUGAAAAAUAUUUUCAACCAAUGCAGGAGCUCCGGAUAUUAACUGUAUUGAAUCCCAGGUUCAGAUCUCUACCCUUGUCCUUGACAAGCUUAAAGAACCUUUCUAUUCUUGUGCUCAGAUGCUGUGAUCUCUUGGAGAAAAUUGAUCACCUCCGAGAAUUUAAAAACUUAAAUGUUCUUGAGAUAUCUGGUGCUACCUGCUUGGAGAAAAUCGAUGAUGAUCUUUUCACAGACAUGCCUCACCUUCGAAGCCUUAACCUUUCUGGUGCCAAUAUCAAAUCACUACCUGGUUCUCUCUUUCAAAAAACUGAACUACGGUGGCUCAUCCUUAGAGGUUGUUCUCAAUUGACAGAGCUUCCAAGCUUGAAAUCGUUUGAAAACCUCCAGGUGCUUGAUCUUCAUGGUGCUACAUCUUUCAAAAAGUUUCAAGACAAAACCUUUGCUCCGCUUCAGAAACUUCAGUUAAUUGAUCUUUCCAAUUCCCAAAUUAGUCGCCUACCUUUUCUUCACAAUCUUGGUGAUCUCACUCGGCUUCUAUUAGCUGGUUGCAGAAGCUUAAAAAGACUGCCCAUCUUGAACACACUAACUCAGCUUCAAAUUCUUGAUCUUUCGGGUGCUACAAGUUUACAAGAAAUACAAAAAGAACCAUUGGAUGGCCUUAAAGUCCUUGAUUUAUCUCAGACUCAAAUUAGUUGUCUGCCUUCAAGUGUUAGCAACCUUUCUGAUCUUGUCUUAAGAGAUUGUUCUCAUCUUGUAAAACUGCCCCCCAUAGGAGCAACUAAAGAGCUUGAACAGCUUGACCUUUCCGGCUCAAGAAAUCUGGCUGAAAUUGAAGACAAAUCCUUACAACAUAUGAGGUUCCUUCGAGUUCUCAACUUUUCGAAAGCCAAAGUAAAAGAAUUACCAUCUUUGUCCAACCUAGUUAACCUUCGCCAACUCCUGUUAAUGGACUGUACGGUUCUAGAGAAACUGCCUGCGAUGGAGGGCCUUCUCAGACUCCAGGUUCUCAAUCUUUCUGGUUGUGUGGCAUUGGUUGAUUUGCCCCACCUGAAUGCCCUUGAAAAAUUAGAGAUUCUUGAUGUUUCAGGUUGUACGGCAUUGAAAGGAAUACAUGAAAAGUCCUUUGAAAAUAUGUCAUGUAUUCGUACACUCAACCUCUCAGACUCUAAAAUUGAGUUUCUACCGUCCCUUCCCAAAGCCAGAAUCUUCUGUCAUCUCAUACUCAGAAAUUGCAGCAACCUAAAAAAGCUCCCUCCUCUUGAACAUCUGUCAAAACUUGAGGAACUUGAUCUAUGCGGUGCCAUUUCUUUAGUUGACUUUGAAGCUGGGUUCUUGGAGCAUAUGGAUGACCUUAGAAUUCUCAACCUAACAGGAAUCCCACUUACAAUGCUACCGUCCAUGUCCAGACUCACCAACCUCAGACAACUCGCACUAAAAGGUUGUUCGUCGAUGGAAACAGUGCAAAACCUAGAAGCACUAACACUACUUGAGAUUCUUGAUCUUUCUGGAACAGCAAUUGGGAGUCUGCCACCUCUAAACACUUUUAGCAACCUCGUCCAACUCUUGCUGAAAGAUUGUUCACGGAUAGAAGAGUUGCUGCUGCUAGGAUCACUUAGUCGUCUGGAGGUUCUGGAUCUUUCAGGAACCAGAAUGAAAAAAUUUCCCUAUGAGAUAUCUGAAUUGACUAAUUUAAAGCACCUUUAUCUUCCAGACGUGAGGAGUAUGCAUGAUCUGGAUGUUGGAAAGAUAAAGCGUAUACCACAAGAGGUCAACUGGGAUCAAUGUGGUAUCUUUGAGCAUGCUGAUAUCUUUUGUGACAAUGACAAACCUUCCAUAUCUGUAAGUGGAACGGAAAUUUUUCAGUUUUUGGACAAAAAUCCCAAGGUGUGGGAAACAAAGUUCAAAAAAUUUUGUUUCUUUGUAACCAAGAAGCAAGGUGAAGAUGGAGAUAUCAUCUUCUGCAAAGAUGAAAUUGUCAAAGAUGUGUACUCAAGCACCAGACACUUGUGUUUUCCUGAAGAGCAUGAUCGGUCUUUGGAAAUCCAUGGAUCAUAUGGUCUUCUUCCUUUCAUAACUGCAUUCCUCAAGCAUUCCGACUGCAUAUCUUUGGUUGACAAUGACAUUAUAAGUUGCCUAUCUGAUUUAGGUGCUGACGUUGUGGAGGUAAUGAAGGGCUGUUGGAUAGAGAGAUGCAGUAAAAUUGAGAGCAUUCUCUGUGGAGAAGAGGCAAAUGUCAGACUGGGGAGAAGUUUAGAGAUUCUAUGGGUUUCGAACCUUCCGAAGUUGAGAAGUCUAUACAAUGGGAAUGCGGAACCAGAGUGCUUUAAGAAUCUUAAACAGUUGUUUCUAGAUUGUUGUCCAAUGAUUGUGAAUGUCUUUCCCUCAUCCCAGCUUCCAGAAAACCUCGGAAUUCUCCAUGUGCAAUUUUGUGAUAGAUUGCAAACUUUGGUUGAAUGUGAUACACCAUCUAAGUAUACAUUCAAAAAGUUAAGGACACUGUAUCUGUUGGAACUGCCAAAGUUGACGAGCAUUGGGAUUGAAUUGCCAGAUCAAGUGGAUGUCGAAGCUAUGGAAUGCCCUAAGUUUACGAAGGACCCUCCUGCUAUGGUCGACUAGAUCAGCUGACUUUGGAAGCAAGCUGUGAACAUCUCUGAACGAAUUAGAAAAUGGGCGAUAUUUGGUUGGAAAGCCCUGGAAGUCUUCUUUCUCAUGGUCUUUACAGCUUGUGAUUCGGAGUUUUCUACAAGAAGUUAUGACAGAAUUAAAAGGAGCUGUUCAGUUACAAAAAAGUCUCAUAGGAUACUUAUUCAUAAUGUACUUUCCCUUCAAUUAAGGGAGUUUGCUUUUCUUGUUAUUGUAAAUAGAUAAGGAGUGUUUUUAAGGAGUGAUUCAAGGAGAGUGUUUUAUGGAUUGAUUCAAGGAGAGUGUUUUAAGGAGUGAUUCAAGGAGAGUGUUUUAUGGAUUGAUUCAAGGAGAGUGUUUUAAGGAGUGAUUCAAGGAGAGUGUUUUAAGGAGAGUGUUUUAAGGAGUGUUUCAAGGAGUGAUUCAAGGAGUGAUGUUUCUUCACUCUCCUCUCUUUUCUUUUCUCUCCUAUAUAAGUCUUAGGAGAAGAAGGGAAAAAAGACUCAACAUGAAAAUAGGAGAGACAACAUCAAAGAGAGGAGAGGAGGAGGAGUCUUCAACCUUGAGCCGUUUCUAGGUUCUAUCCUUCUUAACUUUUUAUGUUUAAUUUAGAUUGUUUUUCAGUUAUGAUGAACACGUGUAACCAAAUUUUUAGUAGUUAGGGGUUGUUUUGAAGCCCCUAAUAUCAUUGCAAGUUUGUUAUGACAUUUCGUUGGAAUUAUUUUUAUGAAUGGAUGAAAUUGGUUCACUACUUAUGUCAUUGAUGAAUUCUUUAUAUGUUUUCUAUGGAUGCAUACUUAGUAAACAUUUCUAGGAUUAUAAAACUAUGAAUAUAUGUGUAUCUACCCUUGUCGAAUGAGGACCUACAUAUGUUAUAGAGUAGUACUUGUUAAUUGCGAUUAACAU
Messenger RNA from Malus domestica (apple), 5401 nucleotides. The record is from RefSeq and is a predicted model, not a curated record. Lineage: Eukaryota; Viridiplantae; Streptophyta; Magnoliopsida; Rosales; Rosaceae.